AUGGCGGAGUUUAUGGCCAAGGCCCACGAGAAUCGUCUGCAGGCGAUGGAGGCCGUCAAGAAGGAGGUGCAACGGGGCUAUGAAGAGCAGAUAGCGGACCUCCAGUCGAAGCUCGCCGCACUCCCCCCCCCCGCCGAUGCCGACAAGGGAGCUGCAGCAGCUACGGCGUUUCGAGCGGAGGAGCCCGUGCUCGUGGGCGUUGGACAAGGGGCGUCCAUGGGCUUUGCUGGGGGCGCCGCGCAGCACCCCAGCUACGCGGCUCGUUCGGCGCGCCCCGGGUGGGAGGCUAGAUGGGGGGCGGAGGAACCCGCGCGGGCGUCGCCAGCCGUUACGGCGGCGGACGUGAGUUCGAUGGAGUCAAGGGUCGCGGCGGCAAGUGCGCCUGGCGGCGGAGCGGUUCACCCCGCCUACGCUGCUCGCGCACAGCGGCCGGGGUGGGAGGAACGGUGGGGAAUGGAGGAGCCGGCCCGAAAGACUAUGGCAGCAGCUUCGACGUCGGCGUCGGCCGAGGUUGUCCCGCAGGCGCAGGGGAAGGCGGCGGCCCCAGCAGAUGUGCACCCGGCCUACGCAGCUCGUACGCAGCGCCCUGGGUGGGAGGAACGGUGGGGAGCGGAGGAGCCGGCCCGAAAGACCAUGACUGUGGCAGGGGCAGGCUCUACGUCAGCCCCGGCCGAGGUUGCCACGCAGGCUCUGGGCACACCGGCGGCCCCAGCAGAUGUGCACCCGGCCUACGCAGCUCGUACGCAGCGCCCCGGUUGGGAGGAAAGGUGGGGGUCCGAGGAACCGGCCAGGAUGACUGCGGCGACGGCAACUCCUACGCCCCCCGGGCCCGCGGCUAGCGCUCAGGCACAGAGCACCGCAGCCUCCCCGCCGGCAGAUGUUCACCCGGCCUACGCAGCUCGUGCACAGAGGCCCGGGUGGGAGGCCAGGUGGGGCUCCGAGGAACCGGCGAGGAUGAUUGCGGCGACUUCUACCGCCGGUGCUCCCACAGCUAGCGGGAAAACGGCGUUGCCGGACGCGGAGGACUCGCACCCUGCCUACGCCGCCCGAUCGGGGCGUCCGGGCUGGGAGGCCCGGUGGGGGAGCGAGGAGAAGGAGCGCGUGGCGGGGGCGGAUGCGGGAGCGAUCGCGGUCGCGGGGGCGGCGGCUGGGUUUGCCACGGCCGGCGGCUUGGACGCCGCCGCCAGUGCGGCUGCUGCUGAUGAGGCUUCUGCCGAGAGCGGCGGUGCGGGCGAUGACCCCCUAGCGGACGAGUUUUUGACGGACGAUGUUGCGGAGCUCAGGAGCAUGGUGGUGUCAAACCGACGAAGUUUCCAGGACUACCUCUUGAAGUCUCUGUGGGCGAGCAACGAACUCAAGCAGUCCAACGCUGUGCUAGAAGCGGAGCUGUCCAGGUCAAAGGUGAGGCUUGCGGCGGAGGAGCAGCUGCGGGAGAGCCUGCAGGAAAGCUUCCUCGGCUACAUGAGCCGGAGCGGCGAUGCCGGGGCGGCCGGUAAGGCGCAGGUCGCGAAGUUGGAGAAGGACGUGCUAACGCUAGCCGCUGAGGCGGAUGAACUCAGGCGCUUCACCCAGGAAUAUAUGGUCAAGGCUUCCAGCGACAAGCAGAAUGCUCUCGAAGAGGCCGCCGCAACCGCGCGCGCUCAGUCGGCUGAGCGCAUCGCGGCGUUGCAGGCCCAGGUUUUGGAGCUUCAGGCGGGCGGCUGAAAGCGCCGGUGUAGGAACCCCCCCUCCAAAUCUGCUGAAUUGUUUGUUUUGAUGUUGGGAAUCGAAUUUUGCCGCGACUUAGCCUACUUGUCUCAUACAGCAGUGUUCAUCUAGAGUUGACGUUGCAACGGCCGGCUUUUCUUGUUUUGAUUGUUGCUGCUGGGAGGAGCUGGGGCAUCUUCUGUGGUCGUCUCAUGUCGUGUGUGGGGUCUCGAUGCCCCUCGUGGGAUCGGAUACCGCCCGUUGAUCUCGCCGAGUUCUCUUGUUUUCUUUCGAGAUCUUCCCACGCCUUUGUUGCAGAGGGGGAGCUUAGCAUGGAACAACGUGCACAUGUAUGUAGUCUGAUUGUCCUAAAACGCCGCGUGCGGCGGCAGCAGACACCAGUCGCAGCAGCAGCAGCUGGGCGGCAGGUAGUGUCAUGACAGGAGGCGUGCCUCUUCGAGCGAUUUCGAAGCACUAAUGGACUUCUCUUUUCUCUAGUCUUUGGGGCGUUUUGUAUUAUGACUAUGUUGGGAAAGGGUAUGCCAUGUGGUACAAGGUGCCUUGAAG
This is a messenger RNA of Ectocarpus siliculosus, 2253 nucleotides long. The record is from the annotation of a GenBank genome assembly. NCBI's taxonomy places the organism in Eukaryota, Phaeophyceae, Ectocarpales, Ectocarpaceae.